Molecule: messenger RNA, 4290 nt
Organism: Sarcophilus harrisii (Tasmanian devil)
Lineage: Eukaryota; Metazoa; Chordata; Mammalia; Dasyuromorphia; Dasyuridae
Gene: OSBPL5
Product: oxysterol binding protein like 5
Exons: 22
Coding region: 888-3530 (880 amino acids)
Biological process (GO): phospholipid transport
Cellular component (GO): intracellular membrane-bounded organelle; cytosol; membrane
Molecular function (GO): sterol binding
Source: RefSeq, a predicted model, not a curated record
CUUUCACUGUUCCCCUCGGCCCCACCCCGGCUGCCCUCUCUUCUGGUCCUGAACACUCCUACCCUCCCUGGCUGUCUCUGAACUUCAUUCUUACCCUGUCAACUGCCUUUAUCCUCCUCCCUCCUUAAGCCCCCAGGCUCUUUAUGUGACUUAGCUCUGACCAGCUCCCCCAGGUACAGCAGGUCCCAGCUCCCUCAGGUACAGCAGGGCCCAGUUCUCCCAGGUACAGCUGAUCCCAGCUCCCUCAGGUACAGCAGGUCCCAGCUCCCCCAGGUACAGUAGGUCCCAACUCCCCCAGAUACAGUAGGUCCCAGCUCUCCCAGAUAUAAUAGGUCCCAACUCCCCCAGAUACAGUAGGUCCCAGCUCUCCCAGAUAUAAUAGGUCCCAGCUCCCCCAGGUACAGCAGGUCCCAGCUCUCCCCAGAUAGAGUAGGUCCCAGCUCUCCCAGGUACAGCAGGUCCCAGCUCCCCCCUGCUAGGACCACAGAAUAGCAGAGCUGGAAGGGCCCCAGAGGCCGGGGUCCUGGUCCAAUAGAGACAGGGAGGUCCUCGCCUCAGCCAGAACUGGAACCCAGCUUUUCUGGCUCAGCCUCAGCCUCCCUGAAGCACAAGCCCCAAGGGGCCAGCCCUGUCCUGGGACUCUCCAUUGUGACCUCAGAUACCCUUUUCCCUUUGGAUUGGCCCAGAGUUGAAGAAAGAGAGAUGGGACCUGGACGAAAUGUGAUCAAGGGGCAACCAGAGGGGGCCAAAAGGGCCCAGCCCCCUACUUUGAAGAAGGCUGUCUGACCAAUGCUGCCUUGUCUGCGACCAGAGAGGAGCCUAAGUUAACCAACUUCAGUCAUUUCUGCUUUCAGACUAGGCUGCCGAGAACCCCCACAGCUCACGCCAUGAAGGAGGAGAACUUUCUCCGGCGCAGGUUUUCCCUCUGUCCACCUUCCUCCACCCCCCAGAAAAUUGACCCUCGGAAACUGACCAGGAACCUCUUCUUCAGUGGAGACCAUGAGAUCUACCCUCUUAGUCCAGGGAAGGACAUGGAAAGCACCAAUGGGGUGCCCCUGUUGAAGGAUGAAGUGCCUCCGACGCCGGUGUCCUUGACCAGAACCCUGCAGAACAAUGACUACCGGCUCUGCAAUGGGUCUGACCGAGAGUCCUUGUCCCCAACAGCCAAAGUCACCAAGAAGGAAACUCUCAAGGUCCAGAAGAGGAAUUACCGCCAGGAGAAGAAGCGGGCCACCCAGCAGCUCUUCAGCGCCCUCAAGGACCCCAGCGUGGUCAUCAUGGCUGACUGGCUGAAGAUCCGGGGGACCCUGAAGGGCUGGACCAAGCUCUGGUGCAUCCUGAAGCCGGGCGUGCUGCUGGUUUACAAGACGCCCAAGGUGGGCCAGUGGGUGGGCACCAUCCUGCUGCACUCGUGCGAGCUCAUCGAGCGGCCUUCCAAGAAGGACGGCUUCUGCUUCAAGCUCUUCCACCCCCUGGACCAGUCCAUCUGGGCCAUGAAGGGCCCCAAAGGCGAGAACGUGGGCUCCAUCACCCAGCCGCUCCCCAGCAGUUAUCUCAUCUUCAGGGCACCCUCUGAGUCCGACGGCCGCUGCUGGCUGGACGCCCUGGAGCUGGCCUUGCGCUGCUCCAGCCUCUUCCGGCUCAGCACCUCCAAGCCAGGGAAGGACGGGGAGCUGACCAGCCAGCCGGACUCCUCCCCGGUGCCCCUGGACGGGCUGCUGCACGCUGGGACCAUCUCGGACCAGGAUCUCUUUCAGCUGACGGAAGCCUCCCUGGAGAACCACCAGCUGGAGAACGACGCCUUUUCAGACAGGUCAGAGAAAGACACCAUCGAGGGGUCGGAGAACGAGACCCGGGAGAACAGCCGCAAGACCAACGACAGCGAGAGUGACCAGUCGGAGACCCCCGGGGAGCUCGGGCAGGAGAAAAAGGGGACCACGUACAUCGAGCAGAUCUACGAAGAGUUUGGGGAGACGGGAGAAUCGUCACAGACGGAGACAGUCUCCGAAGAGAACAAGAGCCUCAUCUGGAUCCUGCUGAAACAGCUGAGGCCGGGGAUGGACCUGUCGCGCGUCGUGCUGCCCACCUUCAUCCUGGAGCCGCGCUCCUUCCUCAAUAAGCUCUCCGACUACUACUACCACGCCGACCUGCUGUCUCAGGCUGUUCUGGAAGAAGAUCCUUUAACUCGUAUGAAGCAAGUUGUAAGAUGGUAUCUGUCCGGCUUCUACAAGAAACCGAAGGGAAUCAAGAAGCCUUACAAUCCCAUCCUCGGAGAGACCUUCCGCUGCUGCUGGUAUCACCCCCAGACCAACAGCCAUACUUUCUACAUAUCUGAACAGGUUUCCCAUCAUCCUCCCGUGUCUGCUUUCCAUGUAAGCAAUAGGAAAGAUGGCUUCUGCAUCACUGGAAGCAUCCUAGCCAAGUCCAAAUUCUAUGGAAACUCCCUCUCAGCCUUGCUCGAUGGCAAAGCGACCUUGACGUUUCUGAGUAGAGGGGAAGAUUACAUCAUAACGAUGCCCUACGCACAUUGUAAAGGAAUUUUGUAUGGCACCAUGACCAUGGAGCUGGGAGGAAAAGUGACUAUCGAGUGUGAGAAGAACAAUUACCAGGCAGAGUUGGAGUUUAAGCUCAAGCCUUUCUUCGGAGGCAACUCCGGCCUUAACCAGAUCUCUGGGAAAAUUAAAUCAGGAGAGGAUGUUCUGGCCAGCCUUGAUGGACACUGGGACAGGGAGGUGUACAUUAGUGACCCAAAGAACGGCGCCAGCGACGUCUUCUGGAACCCGACGGUGGACAUCCGGAGGCAGCGGCUCAAGCGCCACAUCGUGCUAUUUGAGGAGCAAACCGAGCUGGAAUCAGAGAGACUCUGGCAGCACGUGACCAGUGCGAUCAACAAAGGGGACCAGGUGAAGGCAACCCAGGAGAAGUUCGUGCUGGAGGAGGAGCAGAGGAGGCAGGCCCGGGAGCGGCAGGAGGCGCUUCUCGACUGGAAGCCGCUGCUCUUCCUCCAGGACCCCAGCUCCCAGGAGUGGCGCUACAAAUACGAGGACCUCAGGCCUUGGGACCCCCUCACAGACAUCGCCCAGUUUGAGCAGGACGGCCGGCUGCAGACAAUGGGCCGGCGCGCGCCCCUGAGACUGACCGCCCGGAACCAGGCGGCCCGGCACAAGAGGACGGGAAAGGAGUGCCGGCUGCGCAAAGCCAGCGAUCAGCCCUCCAACCACAGCCAGAACACGGAGAGCAGCUGCUCCACCCCCGAGUCCGUGCAGGACCUGUCUGAUGAGGAAAGGGAUGCAGACUGUGAAAGUUCCUGCGCCCGGUGUGGGAAGGAGAACCAGCAUCUGAAGGAAAUUCAUACUGCAGUGUUGUCCCUACAGAAGGCCCAACAGGAUAUCCACAGGAACCUCACAGCUCUCAACAAAAAGUCUUUGUACAGGCGGGCACCAGGAAGCUUUCUGCACAGCUCACGCUGCUGGUUUCUACUCUGCGUGUUUCUGACGUGUCAACUGUUCAUUAACUAUGUCUUGAAAUAAAAGCACUGUAGGGGCAGCAGCCCAUGCACCUCCCUGCCGAUGAACACUGCCCCCCCCCCAGGAGCCCGCCCUGCACGGUGGGACCCCAUCCAGGGAGGCUGGGCCCCAGGCCCCGGGCACCACUCCUGGGCAGCGGGUGCCCCUUGAGGGGGCACAGCCUUAAUCGCUGAAGCCAAAUGUAGCUUAUCUGUGCACUUUGUCUCCUACGGCGGCUAGUCCUCGUCCGCCCGCAUCGCAUGUGGUUCCUUCUGCAGGCCCCCACCCUGCGCGUAUGUGGGCUCCCCCAAUCCUACCCAGACCCCCGGGGCAGCAGGGAGGAGGAACGCAAAGGGGCCGGGAGCGGGCCUGGCCUGAGCGGGGCCUGCCGGUCCUUCCUCCGACCUUCCUCCCCAUGAGGACCAGCUCGGGCGCAGAGCUCGUAGCGGUGCACAGUGAUGGGCCCUGCCGGCCCAGCGCCUCCCGCUCUGGAAGCCGGGAGCGGGAAGCCAGACCUGAGCCAGAGGCGGCCCCUGCUCCGGGGGAGUGAGGAGGGAAGAGCGGGGGACGGGAAGCGCCGUCCCGCCGAGCCUCUGGGCGGCCCCUCCCUGCCGGCAAGUUGUCCUCUAGUGGCCGUUCCCAAGGGCUGCCUCCGUGCGGGGAGCAAGCGGGGCCGGUGCGGGAGUGAGCCGGGUCUGCCUCCCGACUCCCGCCCCGCCGGAGCCGGCCCGCGCUGCGCCUCCUGCCUCUGCUUGGAAAGUGACAAUAAACUGACCUGCCACGC